GGCAUCGGCCACUCUGUUCGCACCACCCCUACACAGUCGCCCGUGAUCAGGCGGGGUGAAACAGCUACACAACCAAAGUGUGCGAUCCUUUCGUGUCAGUGCGACUGUGACGGCAGCAAGCAUCUGCGCCUGGUUCAAACAGGAAAGCAGGUGUCAACGCCAUGCUGGAUGGCAUGUGCGGUGGCGACAGUUCACAAGCACUAAUGCGUACUUGGCAGACAUUCGAUGCAUCCUAAACUUACCAGGGAUGUUGCGCAGUUCAGCUGACCAUAUUGCGCGGAGCGAGGAUAUUUGAUCUCCUUGAACCGAACACUGCCUAUUCUUUUCCAGAUCAUCUUGCUCAAGUCUGACAGACAAUGGUGAAGAUGAAGCCGGCCGUAUCUCCAUCAUACGAACCUCUAGGAACCAGAGACAACGACGAUGUUGCCUACAGCAUCUCCGGAGAUACACAAAGCGAGGAGGAUGUAUCUCUCUUGAAACAAGCACCCCGGCCGUCUGAACACUUCAGUAGACGACAGAAAUUGCUCCUCUGGCUCAAUGCUACUGUUUUCGCACUGUCGCUGUUUCUUUUCGUCAUUACUGUCUGCAUUUUCCGGAGCACUGGUGACGCAAACCAUCUCCUACGAAAAACCUCCGAGUACUCUCCUGUGUUCGAUCACCUUGAGAUACCCCUCAUCAGCCAGAAGAUGAAUGCAACACUGUUGGAGCCAGACCCCCUCCCCAUCUAUCGCCAACCCCCUAGCCCCGAGGUCGACGCAGCCUGGAAUCGACUGGCGAACAUCAACCCCAUUGCCAUCAGUCGCGAUGACGUGGUCAAGCUGGGCAGGGAUCCUGAGCAGGCAGCCAAAUGGCCCGAAAGCUUUGGCUUUGGGUCUGAAGCAUACAUUGGACGACUCGAUGUCUUCCACCAGAUCCAUUGUCUGGAUUGGCUGCGGCGCGAAGCAUACUUUGACCACUACUAUGGCAAGAAGUGGCCGCCGGGAACCCCGCCCUCUGACAUGCAUCAGACGCAUAUCUCCCACUGCACCUACCUGCUGCUCCAGAACCUGAUGUGCAACGCUAAUGUCGACAUCUAUACCCAUUAUUGGGCGGAUGCGCAGCUGAACGCUUUCCCCGAUUUUAGCGUGAAUCACAAAUGUCGUGAUUUUGACACCAUUUUGCGCUGGCAGGAGGAGAACUCGGUGGAUGUGGAUGAAUUUGCAGCCAUUAGAAAACCCCCCGAAGCAGAGGCUCGGGUCAUGUCGCAUCGAUUCAAGGAGCUGUUUGGUUGGUACAAGUCCAAUCCGGAUGAUGGCUCGGACAGUGGAGUUAUUGGAUAAUCAAGGCUAGUGUGUUCGAGUACUUGGAUGGUAGCAUCAUGUUGAUGAUCGGCUGCUUACCCGGGGAAGGGCUGAGAGCGGGGUUAGACUGUGGAUG
Aspergillus welwitschiae is the source of this 1416-nucleotide messenger RNA. Its product is annotated as oxidase ustYa family protein. Bases 357 to 1319 code for a protein of 320 amino acids. NCBI's taxonomy places the organism in Eukaryota, Fungi, Ascomycota, Eurotiomycetes, Eurotiales, Aspergillaceae. Gene Ontology annotation, biological process: mycotoxin biosynthetic process. The record is from RefSeq and is a predicted model, not a curated record. The transcript has 2 exons.